GUUGGCGUGUUUGGAUGAUCCAGUGUUCUGUAUGAGCGUUCAGAGUGGACUUUUCUCGUCCUUCUUCGACUCUUGGAUGUUUGCCACAUGUCCGGGUUUCAGGCUCUUUCAGUUUUUCCUGAUGAGGUCCAUCAGCUGUCAGUGAAUAAAGAAGCAGCAUGCCCUGAGCAGCAGGAGAAGCAUGAGCAUCUGAAAAUUAAAGAUGAACCUGAGGAACUGUGGAGUAAUCAAGAGAGAGAUCCGCUUCAAGGGCAAGAGGAGAAUGAUGUCAAGUUCCCUUUUGUUCCUGUCCCUGUGAAGAAAGAAGAUGAUGAAGAGGAACCUCAGUCUUCACAGCAUUAUCAAAAACAAACCAAAGAGUCAGCCAGGUACUUUGAUCCAGAGAGAGAUUUACAACAACAUUCUGAGAUCAAGACUGAAGACUCUUCUGAUCCAGAGACUGAUGACAGUGCUGAUUGGAGGGAGAUGACGAAUCACCAGUCAGGUUUAAAUUCAGUCGGUGACAGCACACAAACAAGAGCUAAGAUUCAAGAGAAAUUGUAUAUCUACUCAGAAUGUGGAAAAAGACUUACUGGUGAAACAGGUUUGAUUAAACGCAUGGUUGUUCAUACUAAAGAAAAACCCUUCAGCUGCACUGAAUGUGGUCAGAGAUUUACCCUAAAAGGAAGUUUAACUGAUCACAUGAGAAUUCACACAGGAGAGAAACCAUUUGUUUGCUCUUUGUGUGGUCAGAGAUUUACCCAAAAAGGAAGUUUAAAUGUUCACAUGAGAAUUCACACAAGAGAUAGGCCUAAACCAUUUGUCUGCUCUGAGUGUGGUCAGGGAUUUACCCAAAAAGGACAUUUAGCUGUUCACAUGAGAAUUCACACAGGUGAGAAACCAUUUGUCUGCUCUCACUGCGUUCAGAGAUUUACCGAAAAAGGAACUUUAACUGUUCACAUGAGAAUUCACACGGGUGAGAAACCAUUUGUCUGCUCUGAUUGUGGUCAGAGAUUUACCCUAAAAGGAACUUUAACUGAUCACAUGAGAAUUCACACAAGAGAUAAACCAUUUGUCUGCACUGAGUGUGGUCAGAGAUUUACCCUAAAAAGAUCUUUAACUGUUCACAUGAGAGUUCACACAGGGGAGAAACCAUUUGUCUGCUCUGAGUGUGGUCAGGGAUUUACCCAAAAAGGAAAUUUAGCUGUUCACAUGAGAGUUCACACAGGAGAGAAACCAUUUGUCUGUUCUGUGUGUGGUCAGAGAUUUUCCCUAAAAGGAAGUUUAACUGUUCACAUGAAAAUUCACAGAAGAGAGAAACCACUUCCUGCUUUGACUGUGGUCAGAGAUUUACCCUAAAAGGAAGUUUAAAGAGUCACAUGAGAAUUCACAAAGGUGAGGAAGCCAUUUGUCUGCUCUAAGUUUGGCAAAACAUUUGCCCACCAACAAACUUUGACCAGACAUGGAAAUUCAUACAGAGAAAACUUCUUCAGCUGCUCUCACUGUGGGGAGAGGUUUACCAAAAUUUGAAAUUUGACUGAAUGUAAAAACAAACUUCUAAGCAGCAUCAGCAGGAUUAUCUUGUUGUAUAGUCCCAGGUUUCAGUUCAUUUUGACUCCCUUUGGUUACUAUGAAGUUGGAAAUUCUAACUUUCCACCUUCAGGACUCCAUCUCUCUACGGCAAAGGAGGUGAUCCUGGUCUAAUUCCUCCUGAAUGGGUUGAUGUUUGUUUUGUAAAUAUUCAUCUUAUUCCUGGGGCAGCUAAUGUAAACUGAAUAGUGGCAACACUUCUGGUGUUUUAGGCGGAAGUACAUUAAUUACAUGUAUUCAAGUAAAGCCGCUAACGAUAGAUGCUCAUAGUCAAUGACAGUAGUUUCAAUAUGAAUUUACCUGGAAUUUGUAGAUACUGAUAUAUUUUUGUAUUCACAUGUUUGUAUUGUAAGAUGUAAGUAAGCAAAUAAGGCUGAUACCACAUUAUUCCCUGGGGGGUGGGGGGUGUCUACGUAGCUAUGAAUGUGGGUUGAACUUCUCGUACAGUAACAAUAACAGCAAACCGCGAUUCUUCCAAGGCCUUAUUUAAGUGAUUUAGUGUCAACAGUGGUUGUUCUGAAAUAAAUGUUUUGACUGUGGUCAGAGAUUUACCCCAAAAGGAAGUUUAAAGAGUCACAUGAGAAUUCACAAAGGUGAGGAAACCAUUUGUCUGCACUAAGUUUGGCAAAACAUUUGCCCACCAACAAACUUUGACAAGACAUGGAAAUUCAUACCAGAGAAAACUUCUUCAGCUGCUCUCACUGUGGGGAGAUAUUUACCCAAAUAUGAAAUUUGACUGAACAUUAAAAACAAACUUUGAAGCAGUAUCAGCAGGAUUAUCUUUUUGUAUAGUCCCAGGUUUCAGUUCAUUUUGACUCCCUUUGUUUACUAUGAAGUUGGAAAAUCUAACAUUCCACCUUCAGGACUCCAUCUCUCUACGGCAAAGGAGGUGAUCCUGAUCUAAUUCCUCCUGAAUAGGUUGAUGUGUUUCACUCGGGUUCCGUAAAAACCUUCAAUCAAAUCAGACCUUUUUUACAUUCAAAACUGUUAAGUGAGUCUGAACUAUUUUCGAAAAUCUAUUCCCAAAUUCGAUCGUUUAAUUAUUUUUCCUCCAUUUCAGA
Cheilinus undulatus (humphead wrasse) is the source of this 2630-nucleotide messenger RNA. RefSeq names its product oocyte zinc finger protein XlCOF20-like. Gene Ontology annotation, biological process: regulation of transcription by RNA polymerase II. The record is from RefSeq and is a predicted model, not a curated record. The coding region runs from base 88 to 1338 and encodes 416 amino acids. The transcript is spliced from 2 exons. NCBI's taxonomy places the organism in Eukaryota, Metazoa, Chordata, Actinopteri, Labriformes, Labridae. Gene Ontology annotation, molecular function: DNA-binding transcription factor activity; RNA polymerase II cis-regulatory region sequence-specific DNA binding.